This is a messenger RNA of Hydatigera taeniaeformis, 2430 nucleotides long. The record is from the annotation of a GenBank genome assembly. NCBI's taxonomy places the organism in Eukaryota, Metazoa, Platyhelminthes, Cestoda, Cyclophyllidea, Taeniidae.
AUGAUGGGUUCCUAUGUCAUCCUAUUAGUGUCUGUAUUCUGUGUAACCGCUGUUGAAAGAAUUUUAUUCAGUGUGAAGGAGGAGGAAAAAUCCGGUAGUCUUGUUGGAAUAAUCCUUCCAAAGUUGUCAGGCCGCUUAAGAAAUUACAAAGAUCGAAUGAACUUCCAGAUUAUACAAAAGGGAGACUCACAGUACUUUCGAGUCACACCUCAGGAUGGACGCAUCACAUUGGCUCAAGUGAUAGAUCGAGAGUCCCUUUGUCCCUCUGAAAAUGCACAUACUGCGCCUCACUCAUUAUCGAGUCCGGAAGGUCAGUGUCAACUCCGGUUUACCAUCAGCAUCCUUCACGAGGGCACCUCAGAGAUCUUGGAAGUGGUUCAGGUCAUUGUCAAUAUUCUCGAUGUGAAUGAUAACAGGUGUAAAUUUGAGCCCUCAGAUAAGCAGACAGUGCGCAUUCCGGAAGACACUUCUGUGGAUCCUAAUUAUCGAAUUCCCUUGUACAUUCCUUCUGACCCCGAUGCUGCAAUAAUGAAUCGUAUUGAUCCCCGAAGCAUUGCACUCAAAUCUGCUGAUGACAUUGACAGUGCUCGCUACUUCGAUCUUCACGUCAGUGAGACGAGUUUUGCCAACAAACCAGUUACCUUGCAUCUGUUGCUAACAAGGAAAUUGGAUUAUGAAGCUUUGUCGAUCCAUAAGUUGGUGGUCACGGCCAGUGAUGCCAGUAGAAGGAGCAUAUCCACCUGUAGCCUCCAGCUGACCAUCCAGGUCAUUGACGUAAAUGACAAUCCUCCGAGAUUUGCAAAGAAACUUGUCCAUUUGAGCUUAAAUGAAAACGCCCCGAUUGGCUCCUUGGUGCAUCAGCUCCAGGCUACCGAUCAGGACAAGGGUCCAGUAUUCAGCAAACUUAUUUUCUCCCUCGGAACCUACACCCCAGGAGAUGUGACUUCUUAUUUUGGUGUUCAUCCAUACAAUGGCUCAGUGUUCUUAAAACAGCGCCUCUCGUAUAGGAAAAAAAGAAAAUUUGAAUUCUCUGUGAUAGUUCGAAAUCCGACUGAUGCUGAGAUUAUUACGAAAUCCAACAACGGGAAACCUCAACUGGAAUUUUCAAGAGAUAUUCAAGUGGAAACAACAAUGCAUGACACUUCUCGGAUUGUUGUUGACGUUAUUGAUGUUAAUGACGAGGCUCCUGCUAUAUCCUUUUACGCACCCAAUGGUGGAAGGGAAUUGUCAAUUGAGGAGAACACCGUCCUCUUGCCAUCUGAUUUUGGUGUAGUAAGUGUGACGGAUGGCGAUUCUGGCGAUAAUGGAAAGGUAGAAUGCACUCUUGCUGAUAACGUCACUAAUUUCUUUCGUCUUGUCAAAAUGGCUUCUGGUGACAGCAUGACAGAGGAAGGCAGAGAGACUUUGUUUAAACUGUCGGCAAUUCAUAAUUUUGAUAGAGAAGAACGGCUUACAAUGACUCUUGCAAUAUUUUGCCAUGAUUUUGGAGUACCUUCAAGAAAUUCAUCGACAAAUCUUACCGUACAGAUUAGAGAUGUCAAUGAUAAUUCCCCAGUCUUUGAUCAGGACUACCUUGAACUGAGCGUUACUGAAGAUAGCGAUCCAUCUAGACAAAAUAGCGACUAUAUGAUUGGUCGUGUUCUGGCUCAUGACCCGGACGAAGGCGUCAACGCUGAGAUCACGUAUGAUUUAAUUCAGUCAAAUGUUCAGAACUUUUUCACGAUAGAUCCCAAGACCGGUGUUUUUAGCUCAAACGGGAAGUUGGAUCGCGAAACAAAUGAUCGGCAUCAGUUUUUGAUUGUCGCCAAAGAUUCUGGGAUACCACAGCUAUCGUCAUCUAUUACUGUAACUAUUCAUGUAUUAGACUUCAAUGACGAACCACCUGUUUUCGCCCUGUCAGAUCUUGAAUUUAUGAUUACUGAAGGGGUAAAGAGGAAUACUCUUAUCGGGACUGUCGAUAUCACUGAUGCAGACUCGGGGAUCAAUCGGGAAUUGAGCUUUAGAAUCCUGACAAAUGACUUGCCUUCACAUUAUCCAGUUACCUCAAGUGAAAGUUUACAUCACUACGACUGGAGACACGAACAAACGACAUCAUUGCCGUAUCGUUUGGAGUCACGAUUUAAUCCACUAAAGAACGGAUACGAGGUCAGCAUUUUCACCGAUGGUGAGUUGCAUGCAGAAGCAGCGACGCAGCAUAUGGAGUACUCCGACAGUGGGUCCCAAACAAUCUCUUUUCACUCUUUUUUCAUUGUGGCAGAAGAUGGCGGAACUCCGAAAAGAAGUUCGAGAGCUCGUAUUAUUGUUCACCUGCUCGAUAUAAACGAUAAUGCACCUGUUUUCAACUUUCCCUCAGAGAAAAAUUCGACGGUUAAUGUAUCAUACAAUGAAUACGUGGGAUAUCCUUUCACUCAGGUAGGACCUGUUAAGUAA